AAGUCUCCUCUUUUCUCUUCAUCGUCUCUAUUGCGCCUCUCUCUCUCUCUCUCUCUCUCACAGUCUCAGAAUCUCAGUCGCCCCCUUUCACUCUCAGCCUCUCUCGCUAUCGCCGAGCGCUUUGUCUGUUCUCCUCUGUGCCAUCUAUCAGUCCUUCUCUCUGCUUCUUCCCCUCUCCCAGCCUCCAGCCUCCGACAACAGCAGAUUCACUGCUACAAUCGCAGCACGAAUUUCAUUUGUAUCUCCCCAAAUCAAAAGUCGAACCGUAACCCCAUAUCCCAAACUCCUUGUGUCCACUGGCGUUGAACCGGCUCUACUUAGACGGGUACUCCGCUCCAGCUAAAUAGGAGUUUAAGGCAUGACAAAAGCCAGAGAUAGAACUGAGGAUUUUAAGGAUGCUGCACGCCGAGCAGCACUAAAUUUGGGAUAUGAUGAGUCGAAAAUUGCAGCGAUAAUGGCAUCUUUUAUCAUGCAUAAGUCGCUAGAAAGAUCAAUGUUCACCAAAGCUGCAAUAACAACGCUUGAAAGUAUUAGAGCAUUAGAGCAGUUCCUCUUGAAGCAUAAAAAGGAUUACGUAGAUGUACACCGAAUUACUGAAAAAGAGAGGGAUAGCAUCGAGCAUGAGGUUACAGUUUUCAUAAAAGCCUGCAAAGAGCAAAUAGAUGUACUCAAGAAUAGCACAAAUAACGAGGAAGAAAAUUCAAAGGGAUGGCUUGGUAUAAGGAGUGACAGUUCGAAUGCUGAUACCAUAGCUCACAAACAUGGAGUGGUAUUGAUCUUAAGUGAAAAGCUUCACUCGGUAACAUCCCAGUUUGAUCAGCUUCGAGCUGUACGCUUUCGAGAAGCUAUCAACCGGGUGACACCAAGAAGAAAAGUCAAGCAGAAAGGCUCUACUGUUGCAGAGAGCUCGACUUCUGGAAAUAUUGACUCGAGGGAAGUAAGCAAUGCAGAAACGAGGCAGAAAGAGAAUGGUCACGCAGAGCCAAUUAGAUUCCAGCAACAGCACUUAGAUGAUGAGACACAUGCCCUGCAGGUAGAGUUAGCAACGAUGUUAGACGCUGUUCAGGAUACAGAGACAAAGAUGGUGGAAAUGUCGGCACUGAACCACCUCAUGUCGACUCAUGUUUUGCAACAGGCCCAGCAGAUUGAAUUUUUGUACGAGCAGGCAGUGGAGGCUACAAAUAAUGUGGUGCUUGGGAAUAAAGAACUGUCACAAGCCAUCCAAAGGAAUAGCAGCAGCAGAACAUUUCUUUUGCUCUUUUUAUUUGUUCUCACCUUUUCAGUUCUCUUUCUUGAUUGGUAUAGCUGAUUUUACAUUUUUCAUUUAUACUCCAUUUCAAAUGGUAUGGCUGAAUUAGACACUAAUGAUUGCGCAUGAAUUUUAUUCACGUAUUUGAAUUUGCACACUAUUCAAAAGAA
Messenger RNA from Salvia splendens (bonfire salvia), 1419 nucleotides. Its product is annotated as syntaxin-81. Lineage: Eukaryota; Viridiplantae; Streptophyta; Magnoliopsida; Lamiales; Lamiaceae. Gene Ontology annotation, biological process: retrograde vesicle-mediated transport, Golgi to endoplasmic reticulum. Gene Ontology annotation, cellular component: SNARE complex; endoplasmic reticulum; membrane. The transcript is spliced from 8 exons. Bases 359 to 1309 code for a protein of 316 amino acids. The record is from RefSeq and is a predicted model, not a curated record.